This is a messenger RNA of Drosophila mauritiana, 3010 nucleotides long. RefSeq names its product proteoglycan 4. Bases 24 to 2912 code for a protein of 962 amino acids. The transcript has 28 exons. NCBI's taxonomy places the organism in Eukaryota, Metazoa, Arthropoda, Insecta, Diptera, Drosophilidae. The record is from RefSeq and is a predicted model, not a curated record.
CAUGCAGAGACUUAACGAACGAGAUGCGAAUUUUUUGGAUUGCAGCUAUAUCGUUCUCGUGGCAAUUUUCAGACGCCUUUUAUUAUAUGCCCAAAUUCCUUUGCAUUCCACCAUAUGUGGCCAUUAAUGGAAGCUGCCUUAUUCCUACCCCCGCAGAACCCACGAUCCUGCCCUGUUUGAAAAACCUUCAAAACUCAACGGUGUUUCCGAAAAAUCGUGAAGUAGUUACCUUUAGUCCCCCGAAUUUAAUACCGGAAGAUGGUGCUACUAUCGGAGAAAGCCCUUCUAAAGAUAAAAAGCCUUAUAUUCCUAUCAACGUACCAGUAAAGCCUAUUUCGGAGAAUUCCCCAAUAAAUCAAAUACCUCAGGAAGCAGGAGCAGGAGUUGAAGGCGAUAAGACAAACGAAGAUUUAAGUCCGGCUGUUCCGGAUGCAAAUAAAGUGCCUACUGAGAGUUCGGAAAAUACCUUAGAUACGGAGUCCAAUGACAACAAUAUUGGUAAACCCGAAGACUCCAAUCAAAACGAAAGUAAUCCCGAUAUUAUAGCACCGAGUAAACAAAAAAAUUCGACCCUAAUUUCAACAAGUCCUGGACAAGAAAGAAAUGAAAGCAAUCAUCCGGAAAUAGGAUCUAAUACAGACAGUAAAUUAAAACCGCCCAUAUCGAAGGAUUCCCAAAUAAAAAAUAUACCUCCGGAAGAAGGAUCAUUUGAAGCCGAUAAUACAAACAAAGAUUUAAGUCCGACCGUUCCUGAAGAGAGCAAAGUGCCUACCGAAAGUUCAGAAAAUAACUUAGAUUCGGAAUCCAAUGACAACUAUGUUGGUAAACCCGAAGACUCCGAUCAAAACGAAAGUAAUCCGGAUAUUGUAACACCGAGUCAACAUGAAAAUUCGAGUCUAAUUUCAACAAACCACGGACAAGAAACAAAUGAAAGCAACCUUCCAGAAAAUGGAUCUAAUACAGACAGUAAAAUAAAACCGCCUACUCCGGAAAAUUCCCAAAUAAAUCAAACAUCUCCGGAAGCAGGAGCAGUCGCAGGCGAUAAUACAAACCAAGAUUUAAGUACGACCGUUCCUGAUGCAAAUAAAAUGCCUACUGAAAGUUCAGAAAAUAUCUUAGAUUCGGAAUUCAAUGAUAAUUUUAUUGGUAAACCCGAAGACUCCAAUCAAAACGAAAGUAAUCCGGAUAUUAUAACACCGAGUCAACUUGAAAAUUCGACCCAAAUUUUAACAAACCCUGGACAAGAAACAAAUGGAAACACAGAUCCUGUAAAUGGGUCUAAUGCAAGCAGCAUAUUAAAACCGCCUAUUUCGGAAAAUUCCCAAAUAAAUCAAAUACCUUCGGAAUCAGGAGCAGUUGAAGGUGAUAAGACAAACAAAGAUUUAAAUCUGGAUGUUCCUUAUGUAAAUAAGUUGAGCUCAAAAAACACUAUAAAUUCGCAGUCCAACAAUACGAAUAUUAGUAAGCCAGAAGACUUAGACCAAAACGAAAAUAAUCCCAAUAUCAUUAUACCGAAUAAACCUGCGAAUUCAAGCGUUACCUUAACCAAUCCUGGACAAGAAACAAAUGGAAUCAGAGAUCCUGUAAAUGGAUCGAGUGCAAGCAGCAUACAGAAUGUUUCGAAACCAAGAAAGCUGGAUGGUAAAAAUUUUGAAAGUAACCUAGCCGUAGGAAACGAUAUUAAACCUGGAAACAUUGCAGAAGACCCCAACCAGAAUCCGAAAAAAGAAAACACAAUAGUUUCGACAAUUUCGGAAAAUCCUACAAUGAACAAAACUGGUGAUUUAAUUCCCGAAAACAUGGAAAGUCAAACAAAGCUAUCAAGUGUUUCCUUAGCUAAGAUACCUAGUACAAGACCUACAAUUUCUCAACCUCCUAAAAAGGGAAUUAGUAUUUUGCCAGCUAAAAUGCCCCCAAGAAUUUACUAUGAUUUGAAUCCUCCAAAAUCCGAAAUACCUUCGAUUUCAGGAGCAGAUGCUGGUGUUCUUCCGAUAAGUCCUUCAAUUCCUGAUACGGAUAAAAUAAGCAGUGGCAUCUUACCAUCAGAAAUACCAAUACAAACAGCUUUACCCGGUGAUUUAAAUCCUUCAAAAGAUCCUUCGAUGCCCGAAAUGGUACCAGUGAGAGAUCCUUCAAUUCCUGACACAGAAAAUUUGAUUAAAAACACAUUGCCAUCCGAAGGGCUGUCAAAAAUUGUCUCACCCGGAGAUUUACAUACACCCAUAAUUCCUGAUACUAAUGAAGUUAUAAAUGGUUUGUUACCAUCCGAACGUCCGAAUCAAGUACCAUCGUCUGGGAAUACGGGUCAUCCAAAUACACACCAAAUAACUGGGGUAGUAUCUGCAACUAAGCCAGUAGUUCCUGCUCUUCCUGGCACACAUAAUUUGGUGCCUGUGCCCAAACAGCCAAUACUGCCAAAGAUUCCUGAGGCGGAUCAUUCGAUAAAUGAAGAAGAUUUGAACGCUAAACCACAAUCACCUAAAAUUCACAUACCCGGGGCGCCGAAGAUAAUUAAUCCCAAAAUUCAUAUUCCUGAGUCCAAGGAGCCCAUAAUACCAAAGAUUCCUGAAACGGAUCAUUUGAUAAAUGAAGAAGAUUUGAUCGGUAAACCACAAUCACUCAAAAUUCACAUACCCGGGGCGCCGAAGAUAAUUGAUCCCAAAAUUCAUAUUCCUGAGUCCAAAGAGCCAAUACUACCAAAGAUUUCUGAAACGGAUCAUUUAAUAAAUGUAAAAGAUUUGAUCGCUAAACCACAAUCACCUAAAAUUCACAUACCCGAGACGCCGAAGAUAAUUGAGCCCAAAAUUCAGAUUCCCGAGGAUCCAAAAAUGCCCAAAUUAAUUAGACCUGAAGACCUAUAUCCGAAAGAUAUAAAUAUCUAUGAUCUUUUGCCAAAGGACAUGUUUGCCUAAAGCCUUAUUUUCGCCGGUACUUAAAAGUUAAUAUGUUUUCGAAAAAUGACACCGGGCUUAGUUGUGCAUUGAGGAGAAGAAUAAAUGAAUAUUCAAAU